AUCCAUCAAAAACAAUGACGUCACCAUCCCAAUAAGAUCAGCUCGAGAAAAGCAUCGAAGGCAGCUGCAAGUGAGCACAAAUUCCUCUCGAAAUGUGUUUAAAUUCGAGAUAAUUGCAGCGGAAUCAGUGUCAAACGUUGAAAGAGAUCCGAAAUUAUAGGGAGCAAGUUGAUUAUCACGAAAAAAGCUUGUAACGAACGAAGAGGAAGCCGUUUUCUGUCGACUCGUAUAAAAGUGGGAGUUGUCCCGAAGGUUAAAUCCGAACUCACUACAGAAUGGAGGACAUAUUCCACUGGUGCCGCGAGGGGAAUUCCAUCCAGGUGCGCCUCUGGUUGGACGAUACCGAGCAUGAUAUGAAUCAGGGAGAUGAUCAUGGCUUCAGUCCACUGCACUGGUGCGCCAAGGAGGGUCAUACCAAACUGGUAGAGAUGUUGCUGCAUCGGGGCGCUCGAGUAAACGCAACCAACAUGGGUGAUGAUAUUCCGUUGCAUCUUGCGGCUGCACAUGGGCAUCUGGAGAUUGUUCAAAUGCUUAUCCGCUUCCGCUCAGAUGUGAACGCUGCCAACGAACAUGGCAAUACGCCGCUACACUAUGCGUGCUUCUGGGGCUAUCAGCCGAUCGCCGAGGAGCUGGUCAACAAUGGUGCUUUGGUUUCGCUCGCCAACAAGGACGGAGAUACUCCACUGGACAAGGCUAAGGCUCAACUAGCCACUCGUUUGCACAACCUAGCAGUCGAAAGUGGGCAAGAGCUGAAGAAGAUCAGCUUCAAGGACCAAAGCUGGUUGGGUCUGAAGACGCGUUCGCGCGACGCCACUCUUUCCCGGUACAAGGGAAUCAACAUCCAGGACCUGAUGUUGCACACCAAGCUGGCCAUCACUGCCGGUGGCGAGACUUGGCGCGGUAGAUGGCAGAACAACGACAUCGUGGCGAAAAUUUUGGCCAUACGCGAAUGCAAUGCACGCGUCAGUCGGGACUUCAACGAGGAGUUCCCGAAGUUGCGCAUCUUCUCCCAUCCGAACAUUCUUCCAGUUAUUGGAGCGUGCAAUGCUCCCCCGCGGUUAAUCGUCAUCAGUCAGUAUAUGCCGAGGGGUUCGCUGUACGAUUUGCUGCAUGGUGCUGCCGGAAUUGUGGUGGAUACGGCCCAGGCGGUACGAUUUGCGCUGGACAUUGCCCGUGGAAUGGCGUAUCUGCAUUCAUUGGAGAGAAUUAUUCCGGAAUAUCAUCUCAACAGCUGCCAUGUUAUGAUUGAUGACGACCUUACGGCUCGAGUCAACAUGGCAGACGCCAAGUUCUCCUUCCAGGAACGCGGCCGUGUCUAUCAACCAGCCUGGAUGAGCCCGGAAAUGCUGCAACGUAAACGUAGCGAUCGCAACUGGGAAGCAUGCGACAUGUGGAGCUUCGCCAUCUGCAUCUGGGAGCUAGCUACGCGGGAAGUUCCCUUUGCUGACCUAACGCCGAUGGAAGCUGGAAUGCGUAUCGCUACCGAAGGACUCCGGGUCACAAUUCCGCCUGGAACGUCCCCUCAUCUGUCGAAAUUGAUCAAAAUCUGCAUGAACGAAGAUCCGGGAAAACGUCCAAAGUUCGACAUGAUCAUACCCAUUCUCGAAAAAAUGAAACGUUAAAAUGGAAUGCCUUCAAGGAAAAUUGUAAACGACGUGCCUUCACCUGUUUUGUCUUCUUAUUUAUUUAAACAAAAAAAAAAAAAAAAAAUAUUGCAUAUUUCCUAACAACCCGACAAGAAUGUUAUAAUCUGCCAAAAUGUAACAGUGUGCUGACGUAUUAACAACGAACAUGACGAAAAAUGUUCAAACGACAAUAUAUCGUGUUUAGUUUCGUACUACGAGUUUAAACUUUUAACAAAUUA
This is a messenger RNA of Aedes aegypti (yellow fever mosquito), 1864 nucleotides long. RefSeq names its product integrin-linked protein kinase (gene Ilk). NCBI's taxonomy places the organism in Eukaryota, Metazoa, Arthropoda, Insecta, Diptera, Culicidae. The record is from RefSeq and is a predicted model, not a curated record. Gene Ontology annotation, cellular component: stress fiber; focal adhesion. Gene Ontology annotation, biological process: protein phosphorylation; cell-matrix adhesion; integrin-mediated signaling pathway. The transcript is spliced from 5 exons. Bases 276 to 1622 code for a protein of 448 amino acids. Gene Ontology annotation, molecular function: protein binding; ATP binding; protein kinase activity.